AUGAGUCUUUUAUCUUUACCUGAUCAAAUUCUCACUCAGGUGACAUUAAAUCUAGAAUUAAAGGAUCUGUUAGCACUCGGCGAUAGUCAUACAAGACUACGAGAUUUGGUCUACAAGACGCCUGAAAUAUGGACCAGCGAUUUACUGUUUCCUGUUGCUGAUGGACGCAUUACGGACAGGUUUAUCAAAUGCAUUGUACCACGCAUUACUCGUCAUUAUGGCAUCUUGUCAUUGAAAAUGAUCCACCUGCCCCUGACCUGGACAGGCUAUUUUAUGGUAUUUGAUCAAUUCGCACACUCGGUAAAGCAUGUUCACAUGAAGACAUCGUUGAGCAACCUGAGACAACUGGUGCAUCAUUUGGGCGUGUUUGCAGGUAAUCUAGCCGUGCUACAACGGAGCAACAGGAUCCCUAUUACGUUUCGGCAGUACUCUUUUGAUCCUGAAGAGUAUGCAAAUGAGCUAGCCGAGUCUCAUUAUUUGGGUCAAAGCACGUUACACAAUCUCAUCAAUCAAUUCCCUCACAUGAAGCUGGAUGAUCCGCCAUUUGAACGAUUGCAAGUGUUCAAUGUGGAUGUUAAAGAGGACCAAGACCAGCAAGAGCAACAGCAUCUUUUCAGCCAGCUGGAAUCACUGACAUGCUUUCUGUCUGGCAGAACCACGAAUGAUGCUGCUCCCACUCCAUCCCCUGUACCAACCAAUCAAAUCCUUAAAGCCAACAGCAAGAGACAAAGAGAGGAGGAGGAGGAGGAGGAACAGCAUUUGAAUAACAACAGCAAAUACAUGCGACAUCAGACAAGCCCUCAUCCUCAGCAGCAGCAGCCCACCUAUUAUUCAUAUCACCGUCAUCAAGAGCCACGUCCAGACCAUCCAGAACAAGGGAACCUACAACAACAUCAUCACCAUCAAAUAACGAGACCAUACUCUACCACAAACUAUGUAUAA
This is a messenger RNA of Mucor velutinosus, 942 nucleotides long. Its product is annotated as TATA-binding protein (TBP). Bases 1 to 942 code for a protein of 313 amino acids. Gene Ontology annotation, molecular function: protein binding. The record is from RefSeq and is a predicted model, not a curated record. NCBI's taxonomy places the organism in Eukaryota, Fungi, Mucoromycota, Mucoromycetes, Mucorales, Mucoraceae. The transcript has a single exon.